Molecule: messenger RNA, 1101 nt
Organism: Aspergillus steynii IBT 23096
Lineage: Eukaryota; Fungi; Ascomycota; Eurotiomycetes; Eurotiales; Aspergillaceae
Product: glycoside hydrolase family 43 protein
Exons: 2
Coding region: 1-1101 (366 amino acids)
Biological process (GO): carbohydrate metabolic process
Molecular function (GO): hydrolase activity, hydrolyzing O-glycosyl compounds
Source: RefSeq, a predicted model, not a curated record
AUGAACUCCGAGCAGGACCCGCCAUCCGCCCAAAAAUCCCCCAGGACAUGGACGAAGCGAAAACGCAUAUGGGUACUCGCUCUCAGCUUCCUGGCCCUGGCCAUCGUUGUCAUUGUCAUCACCGUCCCGGUCGAGCUCAUAAGGAGACGGAAAUCGGAUGACCCCAGCUAUAGCGACAUGUCAAACCGCCCUAUCCUCGCCGUGAACAAUUUCCCCGACCCGGGUCUUCUCCAUGCCAACGGCACCUGGUUUGCUUACGGAACAAACGCAGCGAUCAACGACACUCAGGUUCCGCAUGCCCCUGUGGCCACUUCCACGAAUUUCAAGAAUUGGACCCGCGUCGAAGAGUACGAUGCGCUGCCCACGAUCGCGGACUGGGAAACCAACGUCAAACACUGGGCUCCAGACGUCAUUCAACGGGACGACAGGAGAUAUGUGUUGUACUACUCCGGUGAGCUGAAAGAUUGGAGACGCCAUCAUUGCAUUGGGGCCGCUGUCUCCGAGAGCAAAGACCCCCUGGGACCGUAUAGUCCCCGUCAGGAACCUCUCGCCUGUCCACGCGACCAGGGCGGCGCCAUUGACCCUUCUCCGUUUCGAGAUGCGGACGGGAAGCUUUACGUUGUCUAUAAGGUUGACGGCAACAGUAUCGGACAUGGCGGCGACUGCAACAAUGGCAUCGAACCAUUGGUGCCGGUUCCGAUCAUGCUCCAGGAGCUGGAGGAUGACGGCGUAACGUCCGUUGGCGACCCCGUCCAAAUCCUCAUGAAUGAAAAGAGUGACGGGCCACUUGUGGAGGCUCCGAAUAUUGUUCGGACAGAGGACGGAGUCUACUAUCUGUUUUUCUCCUCCCACUGCUUUACCUCGCCGAAAUACGACGUCAAAUAUGCCCACUCGACGUCGCUGAAGGGACCGUAUACGAGGGCUGCCAGGGCUUUGCUGAAGAAGGGCGAUUUUGGCCUGGAGUCCCCAGGGGGUGCCACCGUUUCCCCGGAUGGGACACGAAUGGUCUUUCAUGCAAACUGCGAGAGCAGCCGUCGAUGCAUGUACGUUGCGGGAAUCAACAUCACCGUAGACUCUCCGAUCACCCUAACGCAACUCUGA